CAACUUUAGAACAAUUUUGUUAGUAUUAAAGAUAUUAACAGACAACUAUAUAAGAGUAAAUGGGCAGACAUCUGAAGAAGUGCCUCUUAUGAGAUGAGUUUGACAAGGUUGUGUGCUCCCCCUCCGUUUGUCUAAUUUAUAUGUAGAAAAAUGAUUCAGAGAAACAGUUGAAGGCAUAGCAAAAUAAAGCAUAAUUGCUAAUGCAAUAGUAAUCAUCAAUUUAAGAUACGAUGAUGCCACGGUUUUACUAGUAGCAGAUAAAGAUGAUAGACUAUAGCUAAUAAAUAAGUCUUAAAUAUAAAGAAAGCCAAAGGGAUAAUCGUCGGGAAAAACAAACAUAUAGCCAAUAGAUUAACAGAUAUCAUAGUAAAUAAAAAACUUACAAACAUAUAAAAUUCUGGACUGCUAGGUGAAUGAAAAAUGGCACUUAAUUCAAGAAAUCAACAGAGGAAUAGAGCACGUAGAGCAGCAUAAAAGAAUAAAGUUGGAGUAUUUCGUCCACGUAAUGAGAAAUACAAAAUAUAAAUAGCUCUAUAUAUUCAGGGAAAAUAGAGACCACUCGUGGUCCUGUUCGCUGAAGAACAUCUUGGCUCAAAAAUUUUCGCCAGAGGUAUGGAGUAAACACCACGACAUGUUUAGGCGGAUAAAGUAAAGUGAAGAUCUGAUUGACAAUGUUCUGGAAGGACACGAUAAUUAAAGAAGAGGAAGAAAGACUCCGGAAGCAACUUUUUCUUAAUUAAGAUCCACCAAAGGUUUAUUCGUUUAUUUGUAGAUCACAUGUACUUCAAGUUAAAAAGACAUAAGGUGAAUUAUAAUGUUAUAUGUUAAGAGUACGUUCUUAAAAUAGAAAGUAAUCAUCAGUCUCAGCUUUACAUACUAAAAAGUUAUUAAAAAAAAAACAAUUCACCAUUAAGUUUGAGGUUGUUUCAAUCUUCAAAGAUUUCCCACCUUCUAAAACGUUGGAAUUUAUUUUAGUUAAUCAGUUUUGGGACAUUCUGCAUCUAUAGAUUUAUCCUUUCAAAAACUAUAAAAUGUUAUUUGAACAUUCGAAUUGCAUAAGGUUUGGUAGAUAAGGAUUGGGUAAAAUACUUUGUAAAAUUGUCUUGGUACGUGAAUGCUACUCGGGGAUUAUUUCAAAAAGAGAUGCAUAUAUUCUAGUGAUGUUGACCGCAUUAAAUGUUCAAAUCCGCACGAAGGAAAAUUAUUGGUGAAUGAAGUAUUGUCUAUUAAUGUCGACGAGCUGUUCACUCUAUUAUUUACUUCGUCGAAGUUUUACCUGGACUUUCACGCAUUUCGAAAGACGACAAAUCUCAUACAAACUCCAUGGAAUCACAAUAAUGAAAAUAACAGUGAAAAUCGAGUAAUCAAUAUGACUUACGCUGUAACCCAACCCAUUGGACCGAAAACAUCCGAAGUGACAGAAACCCAGAGAAUACUUCCGUGCAGUAAAGCUGGAAUUUUUUACGCCAUAGACGUAGAUUUAGAAAACGCUGGCAUACCAUACGCAGACAGCUUUUAUUCGCAGAUUCACUACUGUUUGAAAAAAGUUUCCAACACAGAAGCGUCAAUUUCUAUUUAUUCGCAGCUAAUAUUCAGAAAGAAAAUUUGGGGUUUGGUUAAAGGAAUGCUGGAAAAAAAUGUCUGGGCCGGAACGGAAGAAUUUUUCGAUAGUUUAAAAAACGCUUUGCUCCAACAUAUAAGCGGAAAUAUUUCGAAAAGUAGACCAAACUUAAGAAAAAAACAUCAUCGCCGUGGAAAUAAACGUUCGAGAAGUUCAGUCAAUGGCCCUCCAAAGCAAUCGCUUCAACUUGCAGGAUUCAAGACAAGCACCCUUAUUAUUGUUGUUGUUAUUUUAUGCCUCUUAUUGUUAUUUCUUAAUAUUUAUUUGUAUUCUAAACUACGAUAUUUAGAGGAAAACUAUUCAAGCCACGUUGUAAACUGGCCAAAAUUAAAAAACCUCUCAAAUUCACAUGAUGAACUGCAUGAACUUCACCAGGAGAACGCGGAAACAUAUUCACCACUAAAAACCACCUUACGAUUUUUAAAACAGGUAGAACAAUCUUUUGUUGAAUUAAAGAAAGUUAUUAAGCCAAUUCGGCCAAAGGAAUAUUUGGGUUCUGAGCGACAAGAUGCUUUGGCAAAAUUAGAAAAAGAAAGGGAAUUAUGAUGUUGAUUUUCCACUAUUUUUCAAGAAUUAAAUAUUCAUUAAUAACCGUUUUGAAUAAAAACA
Cylas formicarius (sweet potato weevil) is the source of this 2230-nucleotide messenger RNA. RefSeq names its product protein Aster-C-like. Gene Ontology annotation, molecular function: sterol binding; sterol transfer activity. The coding region runs from base 1115 to 2167 and encodes 350 amino acids. NCBI's taxonomy places the organism in Eukaryota, Metazoa, Arthropoda, Insecta, Coleoptera, Brentidae. Gene Ontology annotation, biological process: intracellular sterol transport. The record is from RefSeq and is a predicted model, not a curated record. The transcript has 6 exons. Gene Ontology annotation, cellular component: endoplasmic reticulum membrane; plasma membrane; endoplasmic reticulum-plasma membrane contact site.